AAAUGAGUGCUUAGACUCUGAUGAGCGGAAAAGGUUCUGACGUCGGACCUCUACCCACCCCUGAAAGAGCAGUGUACGGAUUCGUACUCUUUGUGCUCACUAUCGUCGCAUUCAUCCUCUACUGUCUCUGGGCAUUUGUUCCUCUGGAGAUACUGGACUCUUUGGGUCUAUCUUACUGGCCUGCCAAACAUUGGGCGCUCACUGGACCCUUGACGAUACUAAUUUCCUCAUUUUUUGCUGUUUAUGUAAUUUACCCGAUUAUAUGCAUCAGGCAAUGUGCAAAUAAAGAUAACGAGGAAUCUCUUUACACGGAUGGCUUUGCUGUCAGACACAAAGAUUUGAACUCAGAUGAACUUGAACUUAAUCCCGUCUACGACUAUGAAAUUUCUCAGAACCCAGGCAUGAAAAAGAACCAAUCGAUACCGCAGCAGACACAGAAUCAUUUUAAACGGAAGGGUAGUGAGUUCCAUGGCAUCUACCACGAGAAACAGUCAAAAGAGCUAUGUGCUCUUCAUGCUCUCAACAACCUCUUCCAGUGCAGCUCCUUCGCGAAGCCAGAACUAGACCAAAUAUGCCAGAGGCUCGCUAAUCAGGAAUCAGUGUCUGCGUCUAGUGGUCCCCUGACAGUAAACCCUCACAAGAGUGUGUUGGGCACGGGGAAUUAUGACGUGAAUGUGCUCAUGACAGCCCUGAAUAAGAGAGACAUGGAGGCAGUGUGGUGGGACAAACGCAAGUCGCUCAACUCCAUAAACUACUCAAAAGUGUAUGGCUUUAUCCUCAACGUAGACUCAUGGAUGUCAUGGGGUGUAGUGACCAUCCCCAUCAAGAGAAAACACUGGAUAGCAGUCAGACAAAUCAACGGCAUGUUUGUAAACCUAGACUCCAAGCUGAAACAGCCCGAAGUUAUCGGCCAGACAGACGGCUCUGUGAGGACAUUUUUAGCCGGACAGCUGGACUCAAAGCAGGCCGAGAUGCUUUUGGUAGUCGACAAAACGACAUAUGACAAAAGAGAGUGGGAACUCCAAGAUUGAUCUUGAACUUUCCCCAGUUUAAAUGACACCAGAAAAGAACUAUCUAUAGAAGUAACAAACAUGCAAUAAAAAGUCGGAUAAAGAGGAGUGACAAAACAAAUCAGAUCGACGAAAUGUUCCUGGCAAACCAUAUCAUUGUCCUAGAAAGUAGUCUCGCAAAUACUUUCAAGAUUUAUGUUGUCUUUGUUGCUCUGAGCUCCUUUUUGUACACUGAAAACUAAAUUGAUUCACUACACACAGAUGCAUAUGUUGAAGAUAUCGAGGAACGGAACCAGUCUACAUUACAUCAUAAUUAUUUCACCCUUUUCAAAAGUUAAAUCUUGGUUAAGUUCUGAUGUAGUUUAAAUUAUUAUGCAGUUAGCUUUGACACUUAAUUUAGAUAUUAUUUUGCUAUAA
This is a messenger RNA of Symsagittifera roscoffensis, 1427 nucleotides long. Its product is annotated as josephin-2-like. The transcript has 4 exons. Bases 21 to 1031 code for a protein of 336 amino acids. Gene Ontology annotation, biological process: protein deubiquitination. Gene Ontology annotation, molecular function: cysteine-type deubiquitinase activity. The record is from RefSeq and is a predicted model, not a curated record. NCBI's taxonomy places the organism in Eukaryota, Metazoa, Xenacoelomorpha, Acoela, Convolutidae.